CCCUUUCCCGGAAUAGUUGCAGCUAGCUACAGAUGGCUAAGACAGGCUAAAUCAAAGCGGCUCGGUUGGCCGCGUUGACAAGCGCAAGUAUCACGUCCACAGAAAGGAUUUAUUCCCUUAAAAACACACACGAGACCAAAACGCUGCUGAACAACACUCCUAUAAGGCUGGGAGACGUCUCGUUUGGGAGUUGGCGUUGCAGCCCUCUGAGGACUGACCUCUGGACGUCAGGUGGAGAUGGAUGCCUACUCCACUGUUUAAUUGCAGCCUGUUACACUUGUGGGACCUGCUGCCAGAUGAGCAGUGGACCUCACCGCUCAACAUGAAGCCUGUCAGCUACCAGAGCAUGCCAUCGUCUGUGAACGGUGGACAUCCGGCUUUGGAUCGUGUGUUGAGCACCUCGAAUGUGAUGUAUUGUGAGAAAUGUGGCUUCGGUUCUACAGACGCCGCCGCGUUCAAGAAGCAUAUGGUCGAGCAUAUGGGGACGAGGUUCUACUGUUUCUAUUGCAACAAUGUCUCAUUCAGUGAGGCAGAGUUAAACGCUCACCUGAAGCAACACACUGCAAAGUAUCCAUUCAAAUGUCCUCACUGUGGACAGGGCUACAUGCGGAGACUGUGCCUUGUGAAGCACAUUGACCGUUUGCAUAGUAAAGGCAUUAGUUUUGGACCUGCUAAGCCCGGCACGACAAAAAGUCCACACGUUCCUGUCUCCAGUGCCUUACCAAGUGUUCCCACUGCUGACACGUCGUCAGUUCGACCAGUCGUUCGGGUGACAGUGCCCACCCCGAGUGCAUCUGCAUUCAGGCUGGGUAAAGAUGAACAGAGGGGGAAAACUCUGGACACAAACGUAUCAAACGCCACUAACGGUAACGCAGAACUCUGGUCCCCUUUGAAUGGACUCAUUCAGCACAACAGGGCUUUAACGGUCUCUCUUCCAGAGGAAGUCACCAUUCCUGCUGGCUGCUUGGUUGAACUUGUUGAGGUGAAAACUGUCAACGGGACGAAGGAGCUAAAGCUGAGGCUCGUCUCUCAACAAGAAAACGAGUCCGUGAUAAAAGACACAAGGACCUCGGUCUCUCAAAACACUGCGCUGGGAAAGCCACUUUCCUCCACGUUAAAUAAUCCAAACACAGUGAAGUCUACAAGUUUGGGGAUGUGCACGGUUAACAGGAAACCGUAUGAAACAAAGACUGUGAAUGUGGAGCGUCCUGCUGUCGUUCCAGUCAAUAUUUCCAAAAACCUCCCCUCUCAAAUCAGCAAAGACAAAAGUGUGUUAAAAAGAACGUCGCAAGAAAUAAUCAACCUGGAAUGUCACACACUCAUCCCAAACAAGGUUCCCAAAAGCACCCUCAAUGCUGCAAGAGAAGGCAACAGUGGGAUCAAAGUCACACAGAGAGAACCUGUGAACCACGGCGCUGCUCCGCCUGCUGUUACCUCCACCAGGGUUGCCAACAGGCUGACGAGCACCCUGCAUCCAGAAAACAUGGGAGCAUGUGUUUCUCAGAGAGCAGCGGAUGAGAGAAAGACUUUAAUUCCAGAGCAUUCCAAGAGUAUCCCACCCAGGAGGGCAAGUGACACAAAAAGCAUUCCCCGAGACGGGUCUGUGGCUGUUAAGCUAGAGCCCAGGGAGAUCAACUUCAAGAAGAACGCUGCUUCAAAAAUAAAGAACCCGCGAAGUUUAAAAUCAGCUCCUCCUUCCCUGAGCGUUCCCUCAGCCGCAGCGGCCCAAGUGAGACCUCCAGCCAUUUUAGUUUGUAAGGAUAAUGUUGUAAGUGCGUCUUUUUCAGUACCCAGGACUCUAAAUGAGCUCACAUCGUUCAAAACGCCCGUGCUUUCUAAUCGCACGAAUUCAAAGAUCUCGGCUUGGAACCAGGAAAGCAGAUCCAACGAGAGAGCCGCAGAGGCAGACCCGCCGGAACCGGAGGGCUUUCCAGUCAUCUCGUCUGUGUUUUCAUUAAGCCAACAACCGGAGGACGUGCAAGGCUCCAUUCAGCCGCUGGUGAUGGCUCUGCGCGGUAUAGUAAUGGAUAAAAGCAACAGUUCCGGUAGUGCGACGCGAGAUCACGUUAAGAUACCGGGCAGCACAGAGCGGAUGAAGGAGGCGGCACCGUCGGGGCGCUGUGCUCAGGUGGCCCCAAAGGAUGGCUCCUUCAUCCGUGACCUUUUAUUGGCAGGGCGGACCAGUGAGUCUGUAAAAGUAGAGGAGCAACAUAGGGGUGUCCAGCACCCUCCUGCACUGACCAACAACCAUACCCACGUCAAGGAGGAAAAAAUGAACACGGCGCCAACAAACAACAAUAAAUGCAGUCAGGCUCCCGAAUUGAAAGAUGAGGACGCUGUUUCUGAAACCGCAGCACACGUAGACGCACCCGGGACUGCAGACCCCCUACAGCAAAUGGAAAGAAGUGACCAUGACAUCUCCUCAAAGUUCCUGACUGUCUCUCUGAAAAGGGUACAAGUAGGCGUGUGGAAAAAAAACAAGAAGGGACUGAAACUUAGAAUUUCCAAAUACAAGACUCUGCCGGUGGGCAGUCUAACUGAUUGCACAGUUAUUCACCCGAUGCCGCUGAAGGUGGACCAACUGGUGAAACGGCCGGGCCCGAACCAGCCCGUGGUGGUGCUCAAUCACCCGAAGCCCCGGGCCUCCGUACAAGGAGCGAGAGCAGACACUUUAGCUGACACCGGAGCCUCUGAGGUGGUUCCAAAGUGCCAAAUCUUAAAAAUGAGGCUGAGCAAAGUGAUGGGGCAGAAGUACGAGGUGAUGGGAUGCACUGUCGGAGCCUUUCCAUGAAUCUAUCGGCGCAUCAGCGGACAAAAGUGUACAUUUUUGAGGAAAUACCUAGUAUUACAAUGGGAAGAUGUCUUAAAAAAAACAAUACCGGGCACCUAUUUUCUUUAUGGGAGCAUAAGAUUAGAAAAAAUGGACAUACUAGUAUCACUGAGCAUUAUGUUGUACUAAUGUUGUUUAUAUAGGCAUGGGGUAUGGAGUAUUCAAGUGCAAUGCAGUUUGGCUGCUUUGAUAGACGAUGGGUCACCUGCUGUAGCAGAUCGCAGUCACUAACAUAGAGAUGUCAGGUACUGUUUCAGAAGGUCAGAGUUGAGGCAUAAACAUACUGUAUUUACUUUCUGUUUGCAUCAGUUCACUUUUCGUCUGGCUCCUCCAAGAUACACCCCCAAUUUGGCGCAGUACCCCCUGAGACGAUCGAAUCUGUGUGUGCGCUAACCCACUCAGAACAGAACCACUGCCGUGAAGAUGCAGAACAUGCACACCUCUCAGUUUUUAAUGAUGGGAAAAAUCUGCGGUGGGUGUUGCGUAAUUGUGAUGAUCUGUAUGUGAGAAGUCAUUUCUUAGGUUCAACCCAUGAACCCAACAUGCAGUAUGUGUCACAAAAGCAAUGUAAAAAUGUCCUAUUCAAGGAGUAAUUCCCAUUUUAUUUUGUUAAUGCUCAGAUUAACAGAAUGUUUCCAAAUCGGUCAAUUUCACAUCAGCAUAUAUGGGCACAAAGCACCUACAAGCCUCUAAAAUGUUUCUCUUCAACAGUGGCCCUCUUUUUUUCUUGUGUUUAUGAUGAUGACACUAAUACUGCACCCAAAAAGUCAACAUGUUAACACUGAUAAGCUUCUAACUGGUCAAAAAAAGGCAUGUCCAAAUUCACUCCAAAUAUUGGCCAGAGAAAUGGGACUUUUGUUACAAAUCACAGCCAGCGUCCUAUGUGCAGCUCAGUAUCCUUUUUUUAUUUUAUGUAUGGCGUCUCAGUAGUGUCGUGGUGCAUUCAGGUACUCUUUGCAAAAAAUUGUACCAGAUGGUCAUCAGUCACUGGUAAACUGGUCGGAUAAACUGGACCAAUGACAGAAUCCCUGCCAGGUGUAAAUAGUGGAAGGUAGGCAUACACACCACAGUUUGUUUUUGUUAUCUGGUUGGCUGUGUUGCUAUCACUGGGUCUUGCAGAGAAAUAGAAGGUUUUAUUUGCCAGUUGUCCUUGAUGUGUUGUGUGAAGUGAAAUAAUCUGUAAACUUGGGUAUUAUGGAAUGUGACCCGGUUUCCCACCAGUAUUAACCACUUUGCUGGCCAUUCUCGGUGAUGAACUUGAAUGUGUUUGACUUUACCAGCUGACGAGGAGUGCCUGAAUGCACCGUUAGUUUUGGUUUCUGUAAGACUAAAGCUAAAACGUUGACUAUACCUAAUAGCCCUAAGUACAGAUGGAUGAGGAAGGUACAUUGAUCAAUUACUACUUCCUGUUUGAAACUGUACGAGAAAGCUCAAAGGGCAAAAGUAAAGUGUUAAAGAUUGCCUUUUUAUUUAAUUGUUCUGAUAUUUGCUGUAUGGAUUUAAAUACGGUGUUUGUUUUCAUUGAAUUUAAAUAUCUAAUUAAUCACAUAUAUUUUGUGAUUGACUUAUUAUAGGUCCCAGAAACAAGUGUUAAUGCGAAAAUAAUCUUGGGUCAUUGUUGCACUACGCUUUACACUUUGGUUUCUUUUAUGUCACAACGUCCAUGAUAGCCUCUUUACAGAAGACAGCGGUGGAGAAUGGAACAGAUAAAAGCAGCCUAAACUAGUUUAUUACUGUAACAGAAAGCCACGUACUUUAAUUUUUUUCUUAUGUCACCGCCAUGUACAUACUCUGUGGUGAUUUGGGGGCCAUUGUAAACCUGUUGAAACUUGUAUAUUUUUCAAAACCCAUCAAAAGGACAUAAGCAAUCUUUUAUCCAAAUACUUUUCAAAUCUGUGUUCUCUUCUUACGACAGCAUUACAACACCUGUGUGUUCUUGUUUAUAAUGUUAUCAUGAUGUAUGAGGUGCUAGACCUAUGAUGAAAUUUAUAGGUUUUGGUUACCCACCGUUUUUAUUGUAUAUAUAUGUUUUUGAUCACCCACAGAUUUUAUUGUGUAUAUACUUAUAUAUAUAUAUAAAUAUAUAUAAAACGUGAUGACUGGUGUUCAUACUCAGUAGGGAAUGGUUAACAUUCCUCAGCCUCUUCUGCAGCAGCAGAUAUGUUGUGCUUUACUUUCUCAACGCUGCAGUGUCUCAAGCUGCCGUGCAGUCUUUGUUAUCUAUAAUUAUUUUAAAGGUGUGACAGUUCUUUAUGAAUAUUUUGCUUUGCCCUUCAUUCACUCAUUUGUGUGUCAAUUAGUCAUGUUACUGUUAAAACUGUUUUUGGUUCUCUCCAUCCUCAGUGGUCAUCAUUGUGUUCCAUGCUUUUAUAAUAACAAUUGUGUAACCCCUCUUUUCUAUUAAAACAAAGUA
Morone saxatilis (striped sea-bass) is the source of this 5243-nucleotide messenger RNA. Its product is annotated as RE1-silencing transcription factor. Gene Ontology annotation, molecular function: RNA polymerase II cis-regulatory region sequence-specific DNA binding; DNA-binding transcription factor activity, RNA polymerase II-specific. The transcript is spliced from 2 exons. Gene Ontology annotation, biological process: regulation of DNA-templated transcription. The coding region runs from base 242 to 2791 and encodes 849 amino acids. NCBI's taxonomy places the organism in Eukaryota, Metazoa, Chordata, Actinopteri, Moronidae. The record is from RefSeq and is a predicted model, not a curated record.